Messenger RNA from Hypomesus transpacificus, 4267 nucleotides. RefSeq names its product decapping mRNA 2 (gene dcp2). The record is from RefSeq and is a predicted model, not a curated record. Bases 228 to 1439 code for a protein of 403 amino acids. Gene Ontology annotation, molecular function: manganese ion binding; 5'-(N(7)-methylguanosine 5'-triphospho)-[mRNA] hydrolase activity; RNA binding. Lineage: Eukaryota; Metazoa; Chordata; Actinopteri; Osmeriformes; Osmeridae. Gene Ontology annotation, cellular component: P-body; cytoplasm. The transcript is spliced from 11 exons. Gene Ontology annotation, biological process: deadenylation-dependent decapping of nuclear-transcribed mRNA; nuclear-transcribed mRNA catabolic process, nonsense-mediated decay.
AUUUGUUAUUGUGCCAUCGUGGUUUGUUUUUAGUUAGCUAACUCGCUAGCUCCAUGUAUUUAGCAGUUUUUCUUAUGAUAUAUUUUAUUAACCUGGUACUUUUACACGGCCGGAUCGAUAUGCAGAUGUUUAGUAACUUGAAGGAAUCGUAGCCUGCUCGCUCUUGCGCUGUUUGUUUCUGCCAAAAGUAGCCUACUUUGCGUGCUCGGCAUGUGUUUACACUCAACAUGGAAACAAAAAGAGUGGAGAUUCCAACAGGCGUCUUAGACGAUCUCUGCAGUCGAUUCAUCCUCCACAUCCCUAGUGAAGAGAGGGACAAUGCCAUUCGUGUGUGCUUCCAGAUCGAGCUGGCACACUGGUUCUACCUGGACUUCUGCAUGGAGAAUGCACCAGGACUACCUCAGUGUGGGAUAAGGGACUUUGCUAAGGCUGUUUUUAAUCAUUGUCCAUUCUUGCUUCCCCAAGGGGGGGAUGUACAGAGAGUUUUAGAGCAAUGGAAAGAGUAUAAAAUGGGUGUUCCAACCUACGGUGCAAUUAUUCUAGAUGAGACGCUGGACAAUGCAUUACUUGUUCAAGGCUAUUUGGCCAAGUCGGGGUGGGGUUUUCCAAAAGGAAAAGUCAAUGAGGAUGAGGCUCCCCAUGACUGUGCAGUUCGUGAAGUUUUGGAGGAGACUGGUUUUGAUAUCAGAGAUCGCAUCUGCAAAGACACGUACAUUGAGCAGAAAAUCAUGGAUCAGUUGGCCAGAUUGUACAUAAUACCUGGGGUAUCUAAGGAGACCAAGUUCAACCCCAAAACAAGGAAGGAAAUAAGGAAUAUUGAGUGGUUUCCUAUUGAAAAACUACCUUGUCACAGGAGUGACAUGACACCGAAGUCUAAACUAGGUCUUGCCCCCAACAAGUUUUUCAUGGCCAUUCCUUUUGUAAGACCACUCAGAGAAUGGAUCAACAAGCUCAAGGGAGAGUCCACAGACAGCGAUGAGGAUUUUGCAUCCAAUGGCAGUACUCCAUGCAAACCUCUGGACAAAACUUGGUCCAAGCACAGACGGGCCCAGCCACUAACUGAAGCUUCUCCAGGAGAUUCUUGGGGCAAGCACAAGCAAGCCAAGCCUCUCGGACAGCUGAGCCAGUAUGAGCUGUCGGAACUCUUAACAGUCAAGAAUCUCAGUGUGAAAGGCAAUGGAAAGAAACAUCAGGACUCUGUUAACCUAAAGAAAAGGGCCAAUGACAAUGGAGUCAGUAGCCAGCAGAAAGAGGAGAAGAAACUUCAACCAAGAAGACUACAGGACAAUUUCGACACAGUCCCACCACCACAUCCAGGUAGCUCCAUCAACGGCCACCAGUUGCUUUCAAAUGGAGACUGUGAUCAUUUGUUUUCCUCCAGAUCCUUCCUCAACUUCAAGUUCAACAGGGAGGCCAUCAUGAAAAUCUUUGACUCCUGAAAAUGAGCGAAAUGGCAGAACAAUGCUUUGGUUCUGUGACAUCCUGCUGGCCUCUAAAUGUAAAGGGGCCUAUGAAAAAUUGAGCCAUAAGAGUUUUGACCAUUUGUAAGAGCCUCUCAAAGGUUUUUGAACUUUUAAAUCCAGUUUAAAACAAGUGAACUAGCUCAUAUUGUUUCAUUAUUCAGGGCUUUAUCGUAACUUGAGUUAUGCAUUAGUUAGGGGUCACGCAGUGAAUCAUGCAUUUAUUUCAAUGGGGUAAUGAGGUGAAAAUCUAGGCCUUCAGUUUCACUAGUUAGGAUCCAACUCCUAGGUCAUGAUUUGAUAAACCAGCUGCAAACACUUAUCUGUUAAAUGACUCAAUAAUACAUUAAACAAACAAGAAGAAAUUUUAUUGAAAGUUACAUUAUAACACUGGGAUUCAGCCCUUGUAGAAAAACAGGUGUAAACAACAACUUGGUCCUAUUUCAGCACCAGACCAUGUCCUGUUCAAUGUUCUAGUGUGUGUCUUCAAAUCAAUAUAUUUCAUUCCUUAAUCCAGAUGUUUCAGUUUUGCCACUUUACCAACUGAGUUCCCAGUUUAAAUGUUUCCAGGGAUGCUUGUGUGAACUGAAGAGGGCAUUAGUACAAGUGAUGGUACUAUGCUUUACACCAAACAUGCUAGAGCUCAGUCAAGCUGGGAAGGAUGGAAUAUUUCAUGAGUGUUCAGAUGAUCAUUUCCCUGUCUGUUGGAAAUGCGUAGUACAUUUCUCAUGUAAUAACGGCAACUUUUAGUUGUAUACAUGACGUUUUUACCUGCGAAGCUCUGAAUGUUUGACUCUUCUGAACAAUCCCCUUUGUGUGUUUUGUUUUCUCCGAGCAUUGGCUUUGAAUGCAUUGAUCAUUAUCAGCUCUGAUGUAGCCUCAACCUUCUGUAUCUAACUGAUUUCUAAUGGCCUUGUCUGUUUUCAUGUCUGGGGGUCUGUAGCAGAGCUGGGUGCAGCUAGUCUAACUUGAUAGGCAAAUGGUAGCAGGACUCUGAGCAGCUCCUGUUAAGAUUUCUCAGACUACUGUAUGAACUACACGGCUUUCACAGCUGCACUGAUUUCCUAAGCAUAUGCACCAGCAUGGUGUUUCCUUGCAACAACAUGACAACAAUUUUAUGAAAAGAAGAAAGUAAAAAAGGACCAAAAACUUGCUAUAAGUGUGUUUGGUCAAUACAUUUUUGUUCUAGAAAUCCAGUUAGGUGUAUGGGUCUCAUGUAAGUAUUUCUCCCAUAGAUAACAAGGUAAUUGUUUACAGUAUAGAUAUGGUUGUGGCCCUGGUCUAGUGUUCAGUCUGUCAUACCCCUCUGUAAAACAUGGUGUGGAACUGUGUAGUAAAUCUAGGCCCAUUUUUGUGUGGUGCUGUGCAUAGAACAAUUAAUACAGUACCAUGUUUUAAGUCACAGGAGCCCAAAAGUGACCAGAUCCUAUUUUAUGACCAAUAAAAUUACAAAAACAAACGCACCAUACUUUUGAAGAAUUGUUUUUAGAGAUAGAAUCUUAGUAUUUUGUGGGGUGAACAAAAAAGAAAAAUAGAGGUUCUGAUAAAUAAAGGGGCAUUGUGCAGUGCAACAUAUGAUUUUGCUUGAAACGUGUCGCAUAGAAUAGUCAAGUGAUGAUAAUGAAUCUUGUCAGGAUGCGUUUUAUUCUCUAUCUGUGACUUGUUUGUUUGUUUGUUGGACCCCUGCUGAAUAGGGCAAGUGAUACAAUCUGACUGUCAGCAGGAACCUCUUAAGAGAUUGUCGAAAUUCACCUCCCCACUUUGGGAGAGUAGACUGUUUUAUCUUGAGCUGAUGUCUCAUCCUUGCAUGACAGUAAUUUCCCUAUCUCACUGUGGUAGACCUUCAUUUUUUUGUUGUUGUUGUGUGUAUUAGGGACAGAUGUCAAUGUUUGUGUUGGUCACUGUCCAUAAAUAUUGGUGAGAUCAGAUUCAGCUUAUAUCAGUGGUUACAUGGUAAAUAAAUAGGUUAAAAGAAAUCUGUACCUAUUUUACAGAGUUUCUGUGGAACUAAAUUGUACCAACAUGUUAGUAACACUGUUAGAUUGAGUUGAUACCACAAACUACUGUCUGUCUACUCCAAAUUUUGGUUGCACAAUAUUUAAUGGUACUUUUGAUCAUAUGUGAUAGUUUUCACCAUCCACUACAUGGUAAAUAUAUCAUGGAAUGUAAGACUUAAGGUAGCAAGUGUCCAAUGGGGACACAUUGAAUAACAUCCCGGAAAGUCAAUUUUAUCAUCUAAUGCACACGUGUUCCAUAAAAUAAAGUGCAGCCGAAAGAAUGAUAACUUGUUGACCGAAUUGUUAGCUAUUACUGUGGCCUUAUGAUGAAUGGAAGGUAUGGGGUGUGUGAUGUGCUUACAGGCAGUAUGAAAUAUCAAGGCUUUCCUUUGGUUAACAUAGAGAGUUGUGUCACUUAGGUGCAUAUAAGCAUGUUUGGUGAGAGACAGGUAAUGCUUGACUUUUAUUACACUUAUGUUAACGUUAUUCAUGUAGAUGAUUUAAGGCACAUUGUCAGAGAUGGUCCAGUUUUUAAGAAAGUUAAAACAUCCUAUUGAUUAUUAUAUAUUUUUUUACUUUCUUUAUUGCUGCUCUACUGUUUUCUCUUUAUUCUGCUAUAAGAUUAUGUCUUGUAUGUCAUUCGUAUUUUUUUUUUUUUUACGGGUUCUGUUCCAUGGCACUGACAUUGUAAAACAUAUGCAGUUAAAUAGUUUGGUAAAGGAGUUUAGCAUACAUGUUGCUUCUUAUCUAUUGUCCCAUGAAGCUAUUUCCUGAGUUUUGUUUUCUAUAAAGAUACUUUCCUUGUCAGUC